This is a messenger RNA of Metarhizium robertsii ARSEF 23, 783 nucleotides long. RefSeq names its product Ankyrin repeat-containing domain protein. Bases 1 to 783 code for a protein of 260 amino acids. NCBI's taxonomy places the organism in Eukaryota, Fungi, Ascomycota, Sordariomycetes, Hypocreales, Clavicipitaceae. The record is from RefSeq and is a predicted model, not a curated record. The transcript has a single exon. Gene Ontology annotation, molecular function: protein binding.
AUGUACGGCACAAGGCUCCCGUACCGUAUCACAGAGAAGGAUCGCGCAGACUUUUACAUCGGUGGUCCUGCCUUGACGGAGGAGAUGAGGCAACAAGUCUUUGAAUCCGUCCGCACCGACGAGCACAACUUUUCCAUUCCGCCAUUUGCACUCGUGCAAGCGAUAGACCCAGAUACGGAGGACUCGCUUCUGCAUGUAGCGGUCCGGGCAGGGUCCAUGAACGGCGUCGUCAGUCUAAUGGGAAGGUUCGACCGCGUCAUGCGUACAUGUGGUGGUGGUCCUCAAAACCCGUUUUAUAUCUGGGAACGCCAUUCUUUUAUCGCCCAUCAGAACCGCGAUGGCGACACCGUCUUGCACGUUGCCGCGCGUAGCGGCAACCUCAAACUCGUGAUUAUGCUUUAUCGCUUCAUAUAUGACCACUGGUCGGCAACUUGCCCGGAUCUGGAGGACCUGGGGGACGAGGAGGCCCCAGAAAAUGUCGAGUUCCCAGAAACCGCCGGCGAAGACGAGUCUUCGCCUUAUUUGAUGCUGCUCAUUACCAGGAACCGAGCCGGCCGUGAUGCUGCGACUGAGGCUCGCUCUUUGGGAAAUUACGAGAUAGCCGAGUGGCUGGAUGCCGUGGCCAACAGGCUGGAUCCCGAGGGCAAUAGGCGCAGUAAGAAGGGCAUUUCAGACAUGGUGCGCAUGGUGAAGAAGGGGUUUGGUUACACCUUGAUGGCCGGAAGAAAGCAAAGGGAGACGCGGCAAACUUUGUCAAAUUCGUUCAGUAAGCUCCAGGUUUAG